UGGACGAGACAAGAUGAGUAUGAUAAACAUGUAGCUGUGUUUUCAAUGGAACCAUUUGUCUGUCUUUCUCAGGAAUUUAAACAAGAACUGAAUACAAUGCUAAAUGCAUAUAUUAAUCCAUUUGACAAAGUAUGGAAUGGUGCAACAGUCAUGGACAGAACAAUGUUAGUAAAAAGUUUUGUUCCACUAUGUUAUGCAUUAGGCAAUUGA
Molecule: messenger RNA, 210 nt
Organism: Entrophospora candida
Lineage: Eukaryota; Fungi; Glomeromycota; Glomeromycetes; Entrophosporales; Entrophosporaceae
Source: the annotation of a GenBank genome assembly